AGUUGACUUGAUCGGCGCCCUUUCAAAAUAUUCCUCUCCUUCGCAAUUGGAUGACCAGCGGAUGCUAACGAUCAUGAUAUAUUAAUCCCACUAUAUUUCUCAUUUCUCCUAUGCACAAAAUCCACAGAUCAAACCACAUAAAACGACACCAUUUGUAGAGAAAGAGUGGGAAAGAGGGCUAUCAAUCGUGAUUGUAACCGUAAUCAUAAUCAUGGAAGCAGCCCCCGCUUCAGAAACUGAGAUUUGUAGUCUGAGCAGUCAGAAGAGAUCAUCGUCGUCGUUCAGGCUGCGGAGUCCAAGCCUCAACACCCUUCGUCUCCGCCGCAUAUUUGACCUAUUCGACAAGAACAACGACGGCAUAAUUACCGUGAAGGAGCUAGGCCAAGCCCUCAAUCUUCUAGGCCUGGAGGCCGAGUUCGCCGAACUCGAAUCAACCAUCAAGUCCUUCAUCCGACCGGAGAAUCCUGGCCUCAGAUUCGAAGACUUUGUGCUGCUCCAUCAAUCCUUAAAUGAAACUUAUUUUUGUUGCGGAGACAAUAUUGGUGAAUUUGAAAAUGAAGAAGCGAAGAAGACGGAUUUGGAAGAGAAUGAGAAAAUGUCGCAGGAGGAGUCUGAUCUCUCGGAGGCGUUCAAGGUGUUCGAUGAGGACGGCGACGGGUACAUAUCGGCCAAGGAAUUGCAAGUGGUGUUGGGAAAGCUUGGAUUCGACGAAGGGAAUGAGAUUGAUAGAGUUGAGAAGAUGAUCAUAUCUGUUGACCGUAAUCAUGAUGGCCGCGUUGACUUCUUUGAGUUCAAGGACAUGAUGCGCAGUGUUAUUGUUCGGAGUGCUUGAACUUGAUAGUAAUUUCUAACAUUAUUAUUCCUCUUUUUAUUCCCAAUUAUUUUAUUUCACCUUUUUGUCAUCGUCGCACGCGAUGUUAUUUUAAUUAUGCCAAUUUAUGUAUUUGCUCAUCUAUCUCAAAACUAUGUUUUUUCUUUGCCUCAA
Humulus lupulus (European hop) is the source of this 985-nucleotide messenger RNA. RefSeq names its product calcium-binding allergen Bet v 3-like. The transcript has a single exon. Lineage: Eukaryota; Viridiplantae; Streptophyta; Magnoliopsida; Rosales; Cannabaceae. The coding region runs from base 212 to 832 and encodes 206 amino acids. The record is from RefSeq and is a predicted model, not a curated record. Gene Ontology annotation, molecular function: enzyme regulator activity; calcium ion binding.